Molecule: messenger RNA, 1377 nt
Organism: Drosophila subobscura
Lineage: Eukaryota; Metazoa; Arthropoda; Insecta; Diptera; Drosophilidae
Product: probable WRKY transcription factor protein 1
Exons: 3
Cellular component (GO): extracellular region
Molecular function (GO): chitin binding
Source: RefSeq, a predicted model, not a curated record
CAUUUAAAUUACGUAUUACCCCCGCCAGAAAACCCCCAAAUAAAAGCCCGAAAAAUCACAGACAUCAUGGAAGCAGCAGCGAACAAAUCACCGAAGCACAGAGGGGGACACACAGGGGCACAGGGGCAAUGGAGCCUCUUCUCUCGCUCCAGCAGCAGCAACCUCUCCACGUACCUCGGCCUGCUGAUGAUCGUGUUCGGAGCACUCUCGAUGCUGCUCGCAGGGAACUGUGUCAAUGGGCAAAUCGAUGGCUACACUGCGGGCGAGGAUUAUCCUGCGUACGACGCGGUGCCCAAGGGUUUGGCCUUCAAUUGCCAGGGACGGCAGCCAGGCUACUAUGCGGACACAGAGACGCGUUGUCAGGUCUGGCAUUGGUGCCUCCACUCUGGCCAUCAGUACUCCUUCCUCUGCCCCAAUGGCACUGUCUUCAAUCAGGCUGUUCGUGUGUGCGAUUGGUGGUCGAAUGUCAACUGCGCCAGCUCCGAGCAGCUCUACCAGAACAACGACGAACUCUAUCGCAUUCCAGAGCGCAAUCAGCAGCAGCAGCAGAACGAUGUAUGAUAUGAGGCCGAUGAUGAGUAUAAGAUUGGGACAGCAAAUGGAACCAGAGAGCGAGGCGGCAGACAGCGGCACUUUCAGCAAGCACAAAGCAAUGGCAGCACUAGCAGCAGCAGCAGCAGACACAAUAAUAGAAUCCUAGAUAGCAGCGACUAUAAUAAAAUGACCAAAAAUAGUUUUAGAGGUAGCAGCAGAUACAGUACCAAUCCUCAAUCAAUAUACUCAUCAUCACAGCAGCAGCAGAAGCAGAAGCAACAGCAACAUAAUUGUAGUAAAAAUAAUAGCGAUAGAAAAUCAAAGCCUAGCAGUAGCAGCAAUAAGCAGAAAAAUAGAAUUAGCCAACAAAGUAGAGUAGAGAGCCACCAAACUAGAUCUAGGAAUCGCACACAACACAACAACAGCAACAGCAACAACAAUCAGCGAAGAAAAAACAACAGCAGCAACCAGAAAAAGAAGAACAACAGCAGCGGCAGCAGCAGCAGCAACAACAGCAAUCCACGUGGCAUGCAACGCUACAGCGCAAAUCAGUUUGAAAACGAUGCCGAGCUCAAGGAUUACAAGAGUAAAAUUAAGAACAAAUACAACAUCGACUAUGAUCAUUCUUUGGAUGAAGAAUAUGAAAUAAUCGAAGCCAUUGAAUGAAUGGGCGGCUGCUGUUCUCAUUGUUUAAUCCAUCAAAUUAAACAAUCAAUGAAACCAAAAUUGGCGCCAACUUUGUGACCUCUGCUUUGGACUCUGUUCAAAUGUAUCCCAAAAUUAUCUUUUGUACAUAUAUAAAACACACAUCCCUAUCAUUGUUAAAUACAAAUCACAUUUCAU